Messenger RNA from Nomascus leucogenys (northern white-cheeked gibbon), 657 nucleotides. It is a transcript of the gene PTRHD1, whose product is annotated as peptidyl-tRNA hydrolase domain containing 1. Gene Ontology annotation, molecular function: peptidyl-tRNA hydrolase activity. The record is from RefSeq and is a predicted model, not a curated record. Lineage: Eukaryota; Metazoa; Chordata; Mammalia; Primates; Hylobatidae.
AGGUCCCGGCGUGCUUUGCGAUCCUGCCGUACAAAAGCAUGGCGGCGCUCAGGGCCCCGCCCUGAUCCCAGGAUGCACCGGGGAGUAGGUCCGGCCUUUGGGGUGGUCAGGAAGAUGGCGGCCUCUGGGGCGGAGCCGCAGGUCCUGGUACAAUACUUGGUGUUACGAAAGGAUCUAUCACAAGCUCCGUUCUCCUGGCCGGCGGGCGCACUGGUAGCGCAGGCUUGUCACGCGGCCACCGCGGCCUUGCACACUCACCGCGACCACCCUCACACAGCCGCUUACCUCCAAGAGCUGGGGCGCAUGCGCAAGGUGGUCCUCGAGGCCCCAGAUGAGACUACCCUAAAGGAGCUGGCCGAGACCCUGCAACAGAAGAACAUUGACCACUUGCUGUGGCUUGAGCAACCAGAGAAUAUCGCCACUUGUAUUGCUCUCCGGCCCUACCCCAAGGAAGAAGUGGGCCAGUAUUUGAAGAAGUUCCGAUUGUUCAAAUAACCGCUGCUUUGAUGGGUUUGAAUACCAGCUGGAUCCAACAGCAGGCCACCCAUUCCAAAGCAUCAUGUGCUCCUUGCAGUGUCAGCUUGCUCCUGUCUUUCAGUUGUGACAAUUUCUUGAGGGUUAAGCACAUGUUCAUAUUAAAGUUGUCAUUAAUAACUA